AUGCAGAAAGUAACACCAACGCCGCGAACCUGGACGCUACGCUUCAAGCACCAGCGUGCAACAAUUCUGCUCGAAGUAGAUCCGCUGCAGCGAUUCUCCGACAUCAGAGCUGAGCUGCUUCAUGCUAUUGAAGAGACCAACCCGUCCGGCAUGCUCAAUGGCCAAGAGAUUCCCAGGAACCCAGACCACAUCAAGCUCGGACGAGCAGUCGACCGCAACAACCUGAGCCUUGGUUACACUUCGAUCGGUAAGACAUUGGAGGAGGAAGGCUCCAGUACACGCAAGGGAAAGGGCAAGAGUGCCGUCAUGGCAGCUUCCAACUCAGAAGCUGGCCAGCUGAAAGACUGUCCCCAGGGUGCGGGCUUCAGGAGUGGAGACGUGGUUGCCUUCAAAUUUCAAAGUUACGAGGAACCAGAAGACGAGGGAGAAUCGGCCGAGAAGUGGGAAGUGACCGUGCCGACCAUGGAGGAGACAUACGGCGCUGAGGACGAAGGCGUUGGUCUGGAAGAAGAAGGAUGA
Lecanosticta acicola is the source of this 519-nucleotide messenger RNA. Lineage: Eukaryota; Fungi; Ascomycota; Dothideomycetes; Mycosphaerellales; Mycosphaerellaceae. The record is from the annotation of a GenBank genome assembly.